This is a messenger RNA of Labeo rohita (rohu), 1100 nucleotides long. RefSeq lists its product as uncharacterized. NCBI's taxonomy places the organism in Eukaryota, Metazoa, Chordata, Actinopteri, Cypriniformes, Cyprinidae. Bases 45 to 671 code for a protein of 208 amino acids. The transcript is spliced from 6 exons. The record is from RefSeq and is a predicted model, not a curated record.
UCUGGUGUUACACAGCUAUGUCACUGCUCUAUAAAUGAAAGCUUAUGAUGGACUUAAAUAAAGCGUUUAUUCCUCUACUGCUGUCUUGCACAUCUGUGUUUACAGAGAUGAAUGGCCUUUUUCUGCAUGACACAUUCCUGAAAGACAGAGUCAGCUUCAGUAAGAGCUCUCCUCUGAUCGAUGAGGCCUCCAUCAUCAUCAAAGAUCUGACGAUGAGUGAUCAGGGACUUUACAGCUGUGACUACACAACCUUCCCUAGCGGCAGUCAUAAAGGACAAGCUACUCUUACAGUGUUAGAAGGCAGUCAUCCUGUUGUGUCCACUGCUGAGGCUGUAGGGAUUGUGACUGCUGUAGUGUUCAUCACUGUGAUUACAGCUGCUGUGGGGUAUUUAUUCCUGUGCAACAGACGGCGAGCCAGCAGCACUGUCACUUAUUAUACAAAUCAGAGCCACAAUGACCUACAACAGGAUGUCCCAUAUUCUGAUGUCACAAUACUGAAACCAUGCAACGUUAUAAGCCCCUCAUCAUCAUGGGACACUGAAUAUACUGUGGUUUCCUUCAGUGGUUGGUCAGGAUCAGCAUCACUGCAAGCCUUAUUAGCCAGUCAGUUGGCUUUGGGUUUCCACAUAGCAGAGCAGGAAACUCUAUUCACACAGGUGAAAAAACACUGAUUUUAAGUACAUCGAUUUUCCAGCUGAUGGAGGAUAAAACUUUUGACCAUCAGACUUUAAAGAGCUUGAGCAUUUAUAGUGGCAGACAACAAAACUCCAGCUUAUAAUACACAAAACGUCACUGUACGUUAGUGCGGUUAUUAAUGUAGUUAUUGUUAUCGUUAUCAUUCUUGGUGUGAUUAUGGCCGAAAAGCUGACACCGACAGUGUUUAAAAGUGUGCUUGUUUUGUUUUUGGAGCUAGGCUUGAGUCUGUGUGUGUGGUCUAUGCAAGAAGUCACAAAUUUUACAACUUCUUAAAAUGUAAGCUAAUUAAAACACAUUUCAACAGAUACUCACUGUGUACAAUUAUGCAUCAGGGUCCCUUUAUUGUCAUCUCUUUUGGGCUUUGAUUUAGAUUUGAAAAACAAAAUGUUCAAUGUUCACUUUAU